AUGUAUAUACACAUAUAUAUACAGAGUUUAUUCAUCAAUAUGAAACAAAUCAUUGAAAUUAUCACUUUUCUAAUUUUAUGUUCAAUGGCUGAAUAUAUGCCAGUUGGUCAAAGUGUUUCAUUAAAACAGUUUGAUCCAGAUAAUGAAGCACUUAUUAAUGAAUAUUUUUCAUCAGAAAAAGUCGAUGAAGCUGCUGAACAUUGUUUACGUUUAAUUGGUAGUAAAACAAUUAUAUCACAUAAUAAUCAUAAUUAUAAUAAUGAUGAAAAUAAUUUAAGUUAUACAGCACGUAAAUUAAAAUGGAGACAUUGUAUUCUUAAAGAAUUAGAUCGUAUUAAUCGUGGUUUAUUUACAUGGAAUAUUGGUUCAUUAUUUAAUUAUAAUAAAGAUAUGAAUACGGUAGAAUAA
Molecule: messenger RNA, 408 nt
Organism: Schistosoma guineensis
Lineage: Eukaryota; Metazoa; Platyhelminthes; Trematoda; Strigeidida; Schistosomatidae
Source: the annotation of a GenBank genome assembly